UGCAGGUCAAAGUCAAAACCCCAGGCAAUAAAUUAGAAAACCAAAACUGAAAAUCCAACCCAAAAGCCAAAAGCCCAUAGGAGAGGCACCUAUGGUGGAUUUCAAACCGAGGGAAUUUGUUGAAUAGACUCUCUUUAAAAGAAAUAAAAAAGAAAGAAAGAAAGAAAGAAAGAGAGAAACUAGAACCAGAAACAGCUUCAUAUAAUCUCUGCCUCCCUCUCCGUCUCUCUAGAUCUACCCCUUUAUACGUUCUGACAACUUCUUUUUUUUUCUUCUGUCAGAACAUUCCAAAUCUACCUUAUUGAUGAUCAGAUAAAUGGGUUCUUUUCAGCCAAGGUUAUAAUUCAUAAGUUAUACACAAAGGGGUAGAAUAUUUCUCAAAGCAUAGAUUCAAGAUUAAUGGUGUCUGCAUUCAUCAAUGAGUAUCUGAUUUCCAGUACAUGUAACUUACUUUUCGAAAUUGAGGAGAAAUUAGAGCAGAAACUAGGGUUCAACGUUGUUCUUGAUAAUAGUUUGAUGAAUAAUUUGAUUGCUGGGUCAUUUGGGUGAGAAUGUGUGAGGGAUGGUGUCAACUUCAUUGAUGAAGAUUGUGUCACCCUGUUGGAAACCUUCUGUUGAGGGUGAAAACUCCAGUAAUCGCGGUGACGUGAGUGGUCGGGUUGAUGGUUUGUUGUGGUACAAGGAUUCAGGACAGCAUGUGAAUGGAGAAUUUUCAAUGGCAGUAAUUCAAGCAAACCAUAUUUUGGAAGACCAGAGCCAACUUGAAUCAGGGUCAAUGAGUUCGCUUGAAUCAGGUCCUCAUGGAACAUUUGUUGGAGUUUAUGAUGGACAUGGAGGCCCUGAAGCUGCCCGUUUUAUAAAUGAUCACCUAUUUAACAAUAUCAAGACUAUUCGUGCUGCAGAGUUCACAUCAGAGAAUCAAGGAAUGUCAGCAGAUGUCAUCAACAAAGCAUUCUUGGCAACUGAGGAGGAAUUCCUCUCUCUAGUAAAGAAGCAGUGGCUAAGUAGGCCACAAAUUGCUUCUGUUGGUUCAUGUUGUCUGGUAGGCAUAAUAUGCGCCGGACUGCUUUACAUUGCAAAUGCAGGAGAUUCUCGGGUGGUAUUGGGAAGACAGGAGAAGGCCGUUAAAGUGGCUAAAGCUGUUCAGUUAUCGUCUGAGCACAAUGCAAGUGUGGAAUCUGUGAGGGAGGAAUUGCAUUCGCUGCAUCCCGAUGAUCCCCAGAUUGUGGUUUUAAAGCACAAGGUUUGGCGUGUGAAGGGUCUGAUACAGGUUUCAAGAUCCAUUGGCGAUGCCUAUUUGAAGAAGGCAGAGUUCAAUAGAGAGCCUUUAUUGUCGAAGUUUAGACUGCCAGAAACCUUCCACAAGCCAAUUCUUAAAGCUGAGCCUGCAAUAUCAGUGCAGAAACUCUACCCUGAAGAUCAGUUUCUUAUAUUUGCAUCAGAUGGCCUAUGGGAGCACCUAAGCAAUCAGGAGGCAGUUGACAUCGUCCAGAGCUGUCCACGUAAUGGCAUUGCAAGGAAACUUGUCAAAGCUGCACUUUGUGAAGCAGCAAAGAAAAGAGAAAUGAGAUACUCAGACUUGAAGAAGAUUGAUCGAGGGGUGAGGAGACAUUUUCAUGAUGACAUUACAGUUAUAGUUUUGUUUCUUGAUUCCCAUCUGAUCAGUCGCAGCUCCUGGCAUGGACCACUACUUUCAAUCAGAGGAGGUGGCGGUAUUUUUGCCAACACCUAGUUUGAGAGGUUAUGAAUAUCUAUCCUUGAACCCUAUUUUCUUCAAUUGUAUGGAGAAACAUUCUUUUUAUUUUACCCUUCAAAGAGAGAAGUUACAGAAAAUUAUUUUUUAUUUUUUUAUUUUUAUUUU
This is a messenger RNA of Alnus glutinosa, 1861 nucleotides long. RefSeq names its product probable protein phosphatase 2C 38. The record is from RefSeq and is a predicted model, not a curated record. Gene Ontology annotation, biological process: protein dephosphorylation. Gene Ontology annotation, molecular function: protein serine/threonine phosphatase activity; cation binding. Lineage: Eukaryota; Viridiplantae; Streptophyta; Magnoliopsida; Fagales; Betulaceae. The transcript has 5 exons. Bases 563 to 1732 code for a protein of 389 amino acids.